AUGUCAAUAACAAUGUCAAGACCAAAUUUAAAUUCUAUUCAAUCAACUCCAAAUGUUAAAUUAAAUGAUCGUUCUUUACCUCCAUUAUCUUCAAUCUUAAAUGAUGAUAAUCAACAACAACAACAAGGUCAACCCCCAAUAAUGAAAACUCCAAUUAGAUUACCUUCUUUUGAUUCAAUAAAUUUUAAUCAAAAUCAACAAAGUUUACAACCACCAAACCCAAUACCAACUCCAAAUUCAAUUAUACCACCAUCUCAACCACAAUUUUAUCAAUCUUCAAUAUCAACUGUUUCACCAUUAAUUGAAAAAAAAUCUUAUGCUUUUAUAAGUCAUUCACCAUCAACUUUCCCCUUACAAGAACCAUCAAUUGAUAAUCAUCAAUUAGCAAGACGCAAGAGAAGAAGAACUUCACCAUUAGAAUUAUCAAUUUUACAAGAUGAAUUUGAAAAAGGUUCAACCCCCAACAAAGCAAGAAGAUUAGAAAUUGCUAAAAAUGUAAAUAUGACUGAAAAAGCUAUACAAAUUUGGUUUCAAAAUAGAAGACAAACCCUUAGAAGACAAUCAAAUUUUGAAAAAGAAAUUCAUCAUAUUGAACCAAUUUAUUUACCACAUUUACAACAUUUACAACCACAAGUUUCUUUACCUCAACCUCAACAAUUACCACAACAUCAACCACAACAAACUCCAAUUAAACAAUCUCCAUUUAUUUAUCAAACUCCAUUAACAAAUAAUUUAUCAAAUUCAUCUCCUUUGAAAACUCAAACCCAAAUUCAAAAUCCCAAUUCUUCAUCAUCAAAUUCAUCAAAUUCAUCAUCCCCAAUAAAACAAGCUCCUCAACCUCAACAACCUCAACCAGCCCCACAACAACAACAACAACCACACUCUCACACUUCCUCACCAUCAUCAUCACCAACCCAUGGAUCAACAUAUACAUUCCGCCUCUCAAAACCAUCCUCAUCAAACACAUCAACACCAAGAAAACCAUUACAACAAAUUUCAUCAAAUAAUUUAUCUUUCAAGACAAGACAAAAACCUGUAAUGAAAGUUAAUCCAUCACCUAUUCAUACUAAACCUGUUAGUGUUUUUAAUGAUCAAGGUACAAGGGAUGAAAAUUCUCCUAUUAAGAAAAGAAAGAAUGAUGAUGAUGAGGGUAUUAAAAAUUUAUUAAAUUUAAAAAAUAUGCAUUAG
Messenger RNA from Hansenula ciferrii, 1188 nucleotides. RefSeq names its product Homeobox protein aristaless-like 4 (gene ALX4). Gene Ontology annotation, biological process: cell differentiation; regulation of transcription by RNA polymerase II. Gene Ontology annotation, molecular function: DNA-binding transcription factor activity, RNA polymerase II-specific; RNA polymerase II cis-regulatory region sequence-specific DNA binding. The transcript has a single exon. The record is from RefSeq and is a predicted model, not a curated record. Bases 1 to 1188 code for a protein of 395 amino acids. Lineage: Eukaryota; Fungi; Ascomycota; Saccharomycetes; Phaffomycetales; Wickerhamomycetaceae.